GCUCAGUCUCCUCCUCGUGUUUCUGUGAGAGGGGAUUAUGUUUUUGUUUCUGUUUUUUGGGUUUGGUUUUCUUUAUUUCAAUAAUGGAAAAGGAUAGUGAACAAAAACUAUAAUAUUCAGAUGUUAAUAAUCGGCUCAUUUAACGAUAUACCUAUGUGUUGGAAUCGUCCGAUUGAAUUUGUCUACAUAUCAAUGUGGCUUUAACCUGUUUCUUUACAAGUGGACGAAGCCGGCAACUUAGGGAACAGUUUACCGGUAUUGUGUCUUUGUUUGUACAGCGCCGCUCAAGGGACGCGUGCUCUUUUGUGUUAAGUUUCAUUUUCUUUGUUUAAAAAAACGAAUUGUGCUAAUUGAUUAUACAUCAGAACGAAAAGGUUAACAUUUUCGUUUGAAAUAUGCGCUACGCUAAGAAAUUUAUUACAGAAAGGUUGAUAAGGUUUGUCGUACUUUGGAGUUUAGUGGGGUUUCGCGUUGAUUUGGACUCGUAUUACUUUUCGCCACUUUUAGAGUCAAGUCUGGGUUCAAGUUCAGCUUAUGUUCAAACACCAUUUCAUAACUUCGGGGACACAUUAGAGGGCUACAAUUUGCAUCCUAAAUGUCCCGAUUUGGACUAUUACUUUACAAGCAGGAGGUUGCUGAACGAAGUGAAAGCAUUAGGGACACCACAUUUCCCCAUCACGGAGGUGAACGCAUGGCUGCUACAUGCGGUAUCCGGAGAGCCUGACAGCUCGGGUACAGCGACCCAGGGGCAGCAGACUGGCCAUGGAGCUUUGGUCAUCCAAGGGGAGGAGAGUCCGCUGGAGUCUGGAGACGACAGAGGUUCAGCUGAAAAUGAACUUAGCAAAGAGGAUAUAGAAUUGAUUGAAAAACUUUGGAGGCAAGAUUUAAGCAUAUCUGAUGGGUCUGGAGAAUUGGAGAAUAUUUCAUUGGAGAAGAAUACUAAUCACAUAGACGAUAAAAAGGUUAAGGAAUCGGAGUCAAAUGAAACUUAUGAUGAGUUGCAAGAACAGGUUGGUCAGAGUUUCCCCUCUUCAGAUGAGAAUAUACCGCAAGUACAGUCAAUACCUCCGGAGCCUCGGGCUUUAUUAAGAGAUGAUCUGGAGCAAAGAUGGCGAGAUUUUCUGUCUUUAACUGAGUUACAGGACAUGGGCAUAUAUUCUGUUCAGGCAAAUGGUGAUUCCAGCACUGGUAUGAAUAUUUCACAAGCUGUUAGUCAUAAUGUGAGCUUACAAGAUGCAAUGGCUUCCAGAAACCACCAUGAUCUAAGAAGAGAUUUUGAUCUAAUGAGAAGUGAGCAAAGUUCAGAACUUCUGCAGUCACAGUCUUCCAACUUGUCCAACUCUGAAAUGCUUCUCAGUGUUUCUAAUCUGACAGCUGAGCUUUUUCCACUUAUCGAAAAUUGUACCAGAAAUAUAUCAAAUCAUAACCAGUUAUCUGGUUUCCUUGAUGAAGCUGUGUUUGAACAAAUUAAUUUAAUGGGCCUUUGUAUGGAAGGACUUGAUAAGAUGCUUGAAGAACAUGAUUCAGAUUCUGGACUGUCAAUAAAUUCUAGUUCUAAUAGUCCCGAAUCUCCCAUUAGUUCAGAGAUGUCUUCAUGUAGAUCAUUCUGUGAAGAUGAAGGAGCUGUUGGAUAUAGCAUUAAAGCUGAACAUGUUUCAUGGGAUGGUGUGGAGGGAGCUACAGGAGGCUCAAAAGUUUGUUGCUCCCAAUACAAUGAACGUUCCCCUGUUUGUGACUAUAGUGUGCAUCAUGACCACACUUACAACCUUUCUCCAAAUCAAAAUAUUUCCACCUUUCCUCCAUCAGAUGUCAAAUGGGAAGAGGAGGAUAUUAAAACUAACUGGAGUGAGGAUAUUGAUCUUACUCAAGAUGAAAGACGAGUAAGAGCUCUAAGAAUUCCAUUUUCAGUCUCUGAAAUAGUCAACAUGCCUGUUGAAGCCUUUUUGGAUCUGGUUUCUAAAUAUGAUCUUACAGAUGCCCAAGUUACUCUAGUUCGGGAUAUAAGACGUCGGGGGAAAAACAAGGUUGCCGCACAAAACUGCCGUAAACGUAAAAUAGAUAUUAUUGCAAACCUGGAAAGUGAUGUGGAAAAACUUAGGAUGCAGAAAGACAAACUUAUGAAAGAAAGGUGUCAACAGAGCAGAUCUAUCAGUACCAUGAAAGAAAAGCUGAAUGCCCUAUACAAAGAUGUAUUUAGUCGACUGCGAGAUGAUGAGGGCAGGCCUGUUAACCCAAGCCAGUAUGCUCUUCAAUGUAAUAGUGAUGGAAGUGUCAUAGUUAUGCCUCACAAACUGUUGGCAAUGAAACAGAAAUCGGACAAAAGAAAAAAGGAAAAGAAACGUUGAAAAUGAAGUUAUUUAUUUGCCCCACUUUUCACUUUAAAAGAGAGGUUUAGUUGUUUGUUUGCCUAUGUCUGUUUUGAAAGCUCUGAGGUGAGGUGUCAAUUUAUUGCUAAAGGGGGCUUUUGUAUGUUUUAAAGAUUUUAAAAUAUUGCAACUUUUAUUAACUUGUUAAUUUUUAUUGAAAACAAAAUCUCUUACUGUGUUGAGACUUUGCAGUCCACUUCUGUAAAGUAAAAUCCCCAGGAGACAUUUAGGACAGCUGUUGCUAAGCACAUCCUGAAAAGUAUACACCUAAAGCAAUAAUUUCUAAUCUGCAUCAAUGUCUGAUAAUUUUCUUAUGAAAAAAAGCUGCUAAUCACUGGAUGACUGUUAAUAAAAAUAACUAACGGUUGCUUAAAAAGUUAUUUAUUUAUUUAUUUAUAUGAAUCACCUUGUCCGAAACACACAUCAAAAUCUUUAGUCAUCAUCUUCCUGACAAGAGUAAGACUGUCCCAUUUCCCUAUGCUAGAUGUGACUAGUUAUAACAGAUCAAAAGUGUUGCUGAAGUUUGGCUGUAUGCAGCCCACUUGGUUUUGAUUAUAACACGUUAGUGUUAGUCAAGUUCAGUGGAGUUUGCAUAGAAGAAUAACGUUUAAUUUUAAAACAAAACUUACUUUACAUAAUUUUACUUGAGUUCUCUUUGAAUUAAUUUUAGGUCUCUAAUAUGAAAAUUAUUAAAGACUUUUUUUUUUCCGAUAAUCUUUGUGAUCAUUUGCUCCUUGUAGAUGGCAAAUGAUGCCAAAUUCAUGCAAUAAGAUUGGUGAAGUAUUAAAAUGAAUGUAUUAUGUUAAUGAUAUUUUGCCUGCUUUUUGUGUGGCCUUUAGUUUUAGGGUAUAAACAAUACAGCGGGUAAGGGAAGACUCUCUGGGAGUCUGUUUCUGCACUACUGAUUAUUUUUAUACUAUAUAUACAGUGAAAUGUGUAAUUUUGCUUAAAGAAUAGUGGAAACCUCUUUAAUCAAAGAUAGUUUGUUUUUUGUCAUAUUUUGCUAAACAUACAAAACCAGUGUUAAUUUCACCUGAGCAUUCUAAGUAAUCUUAAUUUUCAGACAAGCAUGUUUGUUUUUUUUAGCUGAACUGGGUAAAUAGAAGACUUGGAUUUUUAUUCACAUGUAUUUUAUUUGUUCAUAAAGCAGCAUGCUAUUUAAGGUCAGGUAUAGCACACACUGUAAUUUCCCACAACACCAUUACUGUUAGCAAUGAAUAUUUCCAAAUACUACUAAAAUUUGUUUCUACACUCUAGCUUCUCAUCCUAUUUUUCUUUAUUGAUAAUGUUUAUUAUAUUUCAGAGAAAGAUUUACUUCUGCAUCCUUGAUUGUACAAAGUAAAAGAUUGUACAAAAAUGUCCUGAAUUGUUUGAGACAAACAGACACAUGCAUUGUGUAUGAACAAAGAAGAGACCAACAAACUUUGUUUUGUGUCUAAUUUUUGAUUUUGGCCAAAUGGGUGCAUCUGUUUGGGCAGAUUUAAUGUUUGUUGAGUAGGACCAAUACGUUAUAGGGAUAGGUUAUUAACCAUAUGGCCUUCAAGGCUUUUCCCUAUGUGUUUUUCUUGCUAUUGAAUUUCCUGCUGGGGUGGAGAUGGAGAAGAGGUGCAUGUAGGGCAUCUUGAUUCUGCAUUCAGCUUGCCUUGGCACAAGCAAAUUGUGUAAGUUCAAAAAGAAGCUUUUACUACUUUUACGAAUUCCAUUUACAAAUAAUGUGGUGAGUUGCCUAUUUAGACAGAACCAUUUUGAUGAGUUUAAGGCAGCCUUAAUAUUUUGGCUAAGAGUAUAAGGAAAAUAACUAAUCAAAGUUCAUUCCACAACCCACACUAAAAAAAAAAAGUUUUAAGUCUGAACAGCCAAAGUACUGUUUUAUCAGCUUAAUAGCAACUUUAAUGUUGUGUUUCUGCAUUUGUAUUUAUUUUCGACUUGAUAUUAACUUUCAUUUUUACCUUUGAAUAUUAUGUAUUGGUAUUCCACACUAGCUACAUAGGGAGAAAUACAAUUUCUGCUUUAGUAAUGAAAUUACUUAACUCUUUUAGACAUUGUUUCCUUAUAUUUAUAUUGGUGAAAUCACAAACUGCUUUCUGCCGUGAGUUGCGGCAAUAAUAUUUGGAUACCUCCUUGCAUUUUUCAAUAAGAAAUAACUAGGAGCUUGUAAUUUCUUUAAAAAAAAUGGAAAAAGCUAUAUACAAUUUUUUGGAAUAUUGACAGGCAUGUGUGUAUUUUGGUUUGGAAUUAUUGGUUCUGAGAAUGAAUGUGUUUGGUAUUUUUUGUGUGCUCUGAACAAGAAAAAUUUUUUUUGUAAUAAUGUUUUGAUUCUAUAAAUGUUGUGCCACCAUUUUCCUCUUAUGCCAAAAAUUAAUUUCCUUGUUUGGAUUUCAAUUGAAAAAACAUAAAACGUUGUGAACUAAACUGAAAAAAUUUGUUUGUCUCUGUUCAAACAGCUUUUUUGUGAAAGUCAUUUUAGCCAUUAAGUUUUAGUGCUUUACAGCAGGUACCACUUUACCACUAAUGGUUGUAAAAUCUGAAAAGUCAGAAUGCCCUUGCACUGUAAUGAGAUUUGUAUUACCUAAGAAAUGGGCAAAUACUGUACUUUUUUUAGAGUGUGAAAUAGUGUUUCUGUUUUAAGGUAUGAUUUGAACUAUACUUAUGUAAUUUUGCUCUUAAACUACAUUUUUUAAUGUUGCUUUUUUAUGUUUCAACAUGUCAUUCUUUAUACCACUCCAGUGCAUAAACAAGACCAAGUGUUAUCUCUUAAAUAUUCCUAUUUACCCUAAUAAUAUUUGUGGUUUAGCUUUUGUAGGAGGUGUAAAAUAAAUUACUGGUCAUGUUUUUUUUUGUUAUUUUGUUGAGUGCAUGUGUUAUUUUUAAAUGUGUUAAAUAUCUUAAGCAAAAUGAUGAUUUAAAAAAUCUUUUUUUUCUUUUUCAGUUCAACUUGAAGUUUUGUUCCCUAAUUAUAGUAGUAUACUUAGUUGUAAUUUAUCACAUAAUUCCAAAGCUGAUUUAAGUUGUCAUUUUCUUCAAAUAUUGGUUUGUGUAUGUUAAAGAUACAUUUGUUUGGGAUUCUGUUCUGCAGUUAGAAUCUUUCUUUUAGUAUAUGCAUUGUUAAUCACAUGCCUUGAUAAACAUUGCAUUUCUGAAUACAAA
This is a messenger RNA of Polypterus senegalus (gray bichir), 5513 nucleotides long. RefSeq names its product endoplasmic reticulum membrane sensor NFE2L1-like. The transcript is spliced from 4 exons. Bases 396 to 2345 code for a protein of 649 amino acids. Gene Ontology annotation, biological process: regulation of transcription by RNA polymerase II. Gene Ontology annotation, molecular function: DNA-binding transcription factor activity, RNA polymerase II-specific; RNA polymerase II cis-regulatory region sequence-specific DNA binding. NCBI's taxonomy places the organism in Eukaryota, Metazoa, Chordata, Cladistia, Polypteriformes, Polypteridae. The record is from RefSeq and is a predicted model, not a curated record. Gene Ontology annotation, cellular component: nucleus.